AUGUCCGUUUUUGACCCGCUUGGACUGCUAAGUUACCUCACCAUCACCGCCAAGAUCCUGCUACAAGACCUAUGGCGCAUGAAGAAGGUCGGAUGGGACGACGAACUACCCGAGGAGGCAGCAGAGGAAUUCCAGCGAUGGCUGCGAGUCGUCGAGGAGGUGUCACGACUACGACUGCCAAGGUGCUAUGCUCCUACGGGGGGAGUUGUAGAGCGUCAACUUCACGUCUUCAAUGAUGCGAGCGAACGUGCGUACGCAUCCGCGGCGUAUUGGCGUAUACGAUAUCGCGACGGAACGAUUAGGGUGCGAUUAGUGGCGGCUAAGGCGAAAGUCGCCCCAAUUAAAGCGCAAAGUAUACCGCGAUUAGAGUUGCAGGCGAACUUAAUAGGCGCGCGACUCGCGGAAUUCGUGCAGGACGAACACAGAGUGGUAGCGGAUAGGGUCGUAUAUUGGACGGACUCUACUACGGCGCUCCACUGGAUACAAAACGAUACGGCGCGUUACACUCCAUACGUUGCUCACCGGUUAGGGGAGAUAGCUGAGAAGACAUCACCCGAGCAAUGGAGGUGGAUACCGACUGCGGAAAACGUAGCGGAUCAAGCAACGCGGAUGAAUUUCACAACUAAGGAAGAGAGCGACAAGUGGUUUACCGGACCACCCUUCCUCUACGAGCAUGAAGACAGAUGGCCUCACCGACAGGAAGAGAAGGCGGGGGAUGAUGAAGAGUUGGAGGAAAUCGUGGCGCACCAGAGCGACACCCAGGAAGCUCCACACCUGCCAGACAUAGAGAGAUUCUCUGCCUACGAGAAGUUAAUCAGGGCCACUGCAAGAGUACUACAAUUCCUCGAUGCGGCACGAGGAAGAGCACGAGGACUGACCUUACAGCACAUCCAGAGAGCAGAACGGAUGUGGAUACAACGCAGCCAGCAGGAAAGCUUCGCUGAAGACAUCAGCCGCCUUCAGCGGGGAAAGAAUUUGACCACCGGCAGCGCACUAAGGAAGCUCGACCCCAUAUUGGAGGAUGGGGUGCUACGAGCCAGGGGAAGGAUCGACGCAGCCGACAUGGACGGUCAAAUGAAGAGACCCAUUAUCCUGAAUGGACGUCACCAAUUUGUGAAGCUGCUUGUGGAAAAGGCGCAUCAGGAAGCAAGCCACGCCAAUAGGGAGAGGGUGGUGAACGACCUGCGCACUAGGUAUCAUAUCCUCCGAUUACGACCUACAGUACGGGAAGCGGAGCGGAGAUGCCUACGAUGCAGAAUACGGAAGGCGACACCACGACCUGCGGUUACAGGAGACCUACCACCUGAACGGUUAGGGGCGUUUGCGCGACCAUUUACGAACACCGGGAUUGAUUAUUUCGGGCCUCUGACGGUUACGAUAGGACGACGGCACGAAAAACGGUGGGUGGCACUGUUCACGUGCCUAACGACGCGCGCAGUACAUCUAGAGAUAGUCUAUUCUCUGACCGCGGACUCGGCGAUAUCGGCAUUGCGGCGCAUGGCGGCUAGGCGUGGGUGGCCACGGGUUAUUUAUUCGGAUAAUGGGACUAAUUUUCACGGGGCAGACACAGAAUUACGACGGGCAAUGGAAGAGUGGGCGCCACAGUUAAAGGAUUACGCGCUGACUCGGCGCGUCGAUUGGAAGUUCAUCGCACCGGGCGCGCCUAACCAGGGAGGCGCAUGGGAGCGUCUCGUGCGCUCAGUGAAGACCGCGCUCGAAGCCACUCUCCAUCAGAAGAGCCCACGAGAAGAAACGCUGGCAACGCUUCUGACGGAAGUCGAAAAUACUAUAAAUUCUCGACCGUUGACGCACGUACCGGUCGACAUCGACGAUGAAGAGGCGCUGACACCCAACCACUUCCUACUGUUGGGACCAUCGGGCCUGCCAGUCACCGCGCCGUGCACACCAAUGGAUCGUCGGGCGUGGAGAGCGGCGCAGGGGCUCGCCGACGAAUACUGGAGGCGCUGGGUGAAGGAGUACCUGCCGACGCUGGUCGCGCGCGGGGACUCCAGAGAUGCUCAGCAGCGCCAAAUACAGGAAGAAGACCUCGUCGUGGUUGCAGACGGCAACCUACCCAGGAAUGUGUGGCCGCGGGGCAUCGUAACGAAGACGUUUCCUGGACCAGACGGCGUGGUACGGAACGUCGAGGUCCGGACCAAAGGAGGAGUGCUGCGGCGGCCCGUCAGGAAGAUCGCCGUCCUCCCGAGAGAAGCUUAG
Molecule: messenger RNA, 2217 nt
Organism: Parnassius mnemosyne (clouded apollo)
Lineage: Eukaryota; Metazoa; Arthropoda; Insecta; Lepidoptera; Papilionidae
Source: the annotation of a GenBank genome assembly